Molecule: messenger RNA, 1182 nt
Organism: Micropterus dolomieu (smallmouth bass)
Lineage: Eukaryota; Metazoa; Chordata; Actinopteri; Centrarchiformes; Centrarchidae
Product: ribonuclease inhibitor-like
Exons: 6
Molecular function (GO): protein binding
Source: RefSeq, a predicted model, not a curated record
AUGCUUAGGAGACUCCAGAAAACAGUCUACUGCUUUGUUCAUCUGAGCAUUCAGGAGUUUCUGGCUGCAGUCUACGUGUUCCACUGUUACACCAACAGGAACAUAGAGGUACUGGAGGCAUUUCUGGGGAAAAAACAUGUUGAUUCAGCCCUUGAUGUCUUCCUGAAGGGAGCAAUGAUGAAAUCCCUUCAAAGUAAAAAUGGCCAUCUGGACUUAUUUGUUCGCUUCCUUCAUGGCCUCUCUCUGGAGUCCAACCAGAGACUCUUAGGAGGCCUGCUGGGUCGGACAGACAACAGUCCAGAAAUCAUCCAGAGAGCCAUCAAUAACCUGAAGAAGAUGAACACAAAAACCUCUCCUGACAGAAGCAUCAACAUCUUCCACUGUCUGAUGGAGAUGAACGACCACUCAGUACAUCAGGAGAUCCAAGCGUUCCUGAAGUCAGAGAACAGAUCAGAAAAAGAACUCUCUGAGAUCCACUGCUCAGCUUUGGCCUGCAUGUUGCAGAUGUCUGAGGAGGUUCUGGAUGAGUUGGACCUGCAGAAGUACAACACAUCAUACCAGGGACGACAGAGACUGAUUCCAGCUGUGAGGAACUGCAGAAAUGCUCGACUUUCCUUCUGUGGACUCUCAGAGACUCACUGUGAAGUUGUGGCCUCAGCUUUGAAGUCUAACCCCUCCCAUCUGAGACUGCUGGACCUGAGUCACAACAAUUUGCCGGAUUCAGGAGUGAAGCUGCUGUCUGCUGGACUGGAGAGUCCAAACUGUAGAGUGGAGACUCUGGGAUUGAUUCGCUGCAGUUUGUCAGAGAUCAGCUGUGGUUCUCUGGCCUCAGCUUUGAAGUCCAACCCCUCCCAUCUGAGAAUGCUGGAGCUGAGUGACAACAAGCUGCAGGAUUCAGAGGUGAAACUGCUGUGUGGUUUUCUGGAGAGUCCACAAUGUAGACUGAAGACUCUGGGAUUGAGUAUUUGCAGUUUUUCAGAGAUCAGCUGUGGUUCUCUGGCCUCAGCUCUGAAGUCCAACCCGUCCCAUCUGAGAGCACUGCACCUGAGUGACAACAAGGUUCAGGAUUCAGGAGUGAAUCUGCUGUGUGAUUUUCUGGAGAGUCCAAGCUGUAGGAUUGAGACUCUGAGAUUGUGGGAUUGCAGUUUGUCAGAGAUCAGCUGUGCUUCUCUGGCUUCAGCU